UCAGCCCUCAGUUUGUGUCGGUACUAGGUACCAUGCAGACUCAGAAACAAGGAUAGAUAACUCAUCACCCUCGCCCAUAGCCCAGACUCCAGAACCUUCACCCCCAAUAGGGAUUCCUUUCCUACUGCACAAUAGGGCUGAAAGCACGCAAAGCAGUAACCAUGUUAUCACACAAUGCCCUGGUGAAACAGAGAAAGCAGCAAGCAUCUGCCAUUAUGAAGGAAAUCCAUGGAAAUGAUGUAGAUGGCCAUUUUUUGGGCAAAAAGGUCAGCACACCGAGAGACAUCAUGCCUGAAGAACUAUCACUCCUCUCAAAUCGUGGCUCCAGGCUAUUUAAGAUGCGUCAAAGGAGAUCAGACAAGUAUACGUUUGAAAAUUUCCAGUACGAAGCUAAAGCACAAAUGAACCACAGUGGGGCCCUGCUGAACGGGAAGUUGGAAAGUAGCAACUUGGAAGCUGGAUCUCAGCAUGCCCCUCUGACACCUCCUAAUUCGCCUGACCCACGGAACCCUGCAAACCCAGACAGCAUUGCGCCAGGCUAUUCUGGACCGCUGAAGGAAAUUCCUCCAGAGAGAUUCAAUACCACAUCCGUACCUAAAUACUAUCAGUCUCCCUGGGAACAGGCCAUUAGCGAUGAUCCAGAACUCUUGGAGGCUUUGUACCCUAAACUUUUUAAGCCUGAAGGCAAGGCAGACCUGCCAGACUACAGGAGCUUCAACAGAGUGGCCACCCCAUUUGGAGGUUUUGAGAAAGCAUCUAAGCUGGUUAAAUUCAAAGUUCCUGAUUUUGAUCUACUCCUGCUAACAGAUCCCAGGUUCCUGGCCUUUGCUAACCCUCUUUCUUCCAGGCGUUCCUUUAAUAGGACUCCUAAGGGAUGGACAUCUGAAAAUAUUCCCAUAGUCAUAACCACUGGGCCCGUGGAGGAAAAAGCCGCCCCAGAAACGGAUGAUCUGUAAAAAGAAAGUGGUGCAAACUCCUGAAUGGAGCAAUCAUGAUUUUAACAUUCUAUUUGUCAAGAGAUGCUACUUUCACUGUCCUUCUCUAGUUGUUGGAAUCUGAUUCGUUAACUACCCAAGAUGCAGUAUUGAAUUUCAAUGACAGAUUUACUAGAAAUAAAAUAAUUUGGAAACCAUU
Molecule: messenger RNA, 1134 nt
Organism: Ornithorhynchus anatinus (platypus)
Lineage: Eukaryota; Metazoa; Chordata; Mammalia; Monotremata; Ornithorhynchidae
Gene: MYOZ2
Product: myozenin 2
Exons: 6
Coding region: 162-956 (264 amino acids)
Cellular component (GO): actin cytoskeleton; Z disc
Molecular function (GO): FATZ binding; telethonin binding; actin binding
Source: RefSeq, a predicted model, not a curated record